GGAUAAUCGGCGGCCGCUGCAAAUGUAAAACAAUCCAUUUCAUAGUCGAAACCUAAUAAGUAUAUAAACCGAUUAACGACAUUGAUCGAAUUUAUUCGCGAUUGAACGCCGGUAGUGGAAGCGCCCAGAAAUUCGCCCGUCGCCUAUUCGAGAUUCGAAAAAAUGGCCAAAGUGGCAUCAUCUCUUCUUGCAGCGUUUCUUCCGCAGGCUCUGCCAUCAUCAGUGCCAGAAACUGAGCCUUCCAGGUCGGUUUCCAGGCCUCAAAAAGUGAUUACGAUGGAAGAAGUGUCCUGGCACGAUAGUGCAAACGACUGUUGGAUUAUCAUAUACGAUCGAGUUUAUGAUGUAACAGGAUUUUUACAAGAGCAUCCUGGUGGCGAUGAGCUGCUUUUGGAGUAUGCUGGAAGGGAAGCUAGUGGUGCUUUCAGAGGAGCAGGGCACAGCGUAAGUGCUGUAAGAUCUUUGGACAAAUUCUGGAUAGGAGAGUUGCCGAUCAAUGAACGGAUAUUCAGGAAGCAAGGGGGUUUGAAG
Molecule: messenger RNA, 531 nt
Organism: Phyllotreta striolata
Lineage: Eukaryota; Metazoa; Arthropoda; Insecta; Coleoptera; Chrysomelidae
Source: the annotation of a GenBank genome assembly